This is a messenger RNA of Seriola dumerili (greater amberjack), 2062 nucleotides long. Its product is annotated as forkhead box J3. The transcript has 11 exons. The record is from RefSeq and is a predicted model, not a curated record. Gene Ontology annotation, biological process: regulation of transcription by RNA polymerase II. Lineage: Eukaryota; Metazoa; Chordata; Actinopteri; Carangiformes; Carangidae. The coding region runs from base 56 to 1933 and encodes 625 amino acids. Gene Ontology annotation, cellular component: nucleus. Gene Ontology annotation, molecular function: DNA-binding transcription factor activity, RNA polymerase II-specific; RNA polymerase II cis-regulatory region sequence-specific DNA binding.
GCCACGUCGCUGAGCCUGUCAACCUUCCCCUUCGACCCCUCGUCCUCCAAUCACCAUGACCUCUGAACUGGAGAGUAGCCUGACCUCAAUGGACUGGCUGCCCCAGCUCAGCAUGAGGGCGGCCAUCCAGAAGGCAGACACAGGACACCACCACAGCCACCACCACGGACACCAUCACCACAGUCACCAUCACGGGCACGGGCCUGGCAAGAAAAUCGUCCAUCUGGACCCAGGAACGACGCUGGACCAAGAGGAAGUUGCACAGCACAGAGAUGGUAAACCUCCCUACAGCUAUGCCAGUCUCAUUACCUUUGCCAUCAACGGCUCGCCGCGCAAACGGAUGACCCUCAGUGAGAUCUACCAGUGGAUCUGUGACAACUUCCCCUACUACCGAGAGGCAGGCAGUGGCUGGAAGAAUUCUAUACGACACAACCUGUCCUUGAACAAGUGUUUUCUCAAAGUGCCUCGCUCCAAAGACGACCCUGGAAAAGGUUCCUACUGGGCCAUAGAUACCAAUCCUAAAGAAGACACAGUACCCAGCAGGCCAAAGAAGAGACCGCGAUCUGGAGAAAGGGCAUCUACUCCUUACAGCCUAGAGUCCGAGUCUCUGAGAAUGGACUGCAUCAUGUCAGGAGGGGCGUCUCCCACACUGGCCAUCAAUGCUGUGACCAACAAGGUAGCGCUGUACAACCCUGAGGCAGAGGGCAGUGAGAGUCCAGGGAGUUUGGGCGGCAGCCUCAGCAACAGUCUUUCAGAGCAGAGUUUGGCGUCCGUCAACCUUAACAACCUGAACACUGCCGUCAGCAGCGGCAGCAACGUACACAGCUACACACCAGUGAGUACCCACUCAGAGCCUUCACCCCAGUCCCUGAGCCUUCAGCAGCCCGCCCAGCCCCCGCCGCCUCCCCCUCCCCCCUCACAGCCCCAGUACGGUUUGCCCGUCCCGGAGUCGCGGGAAAAGCAGCUCUGCUUCUCGGACUUCGAGGACCUCAGUGCUUCUUUCCGCAGUCUUUACAAGUGCGUCUUUGAGCAGUCUUUCUCACAAGGUCUGAUGGGUAUGCCGGGUGACUCCAGCCAGCAGGCCCGGACCGCCUGCUCUUACCAGCACUCUCCUGGUGCGGGAAACAGCGGGGGCCACCACCACCAACACAACCACGGCCAGGCGCCGCACCACGCCCACCACCCUCAGCAGCACCUGUCCCCUCACUCCACCCACGGCCAGCACCAGGCACACGGUCAGCAUGGUCAGCACCAACAGCACCCUGCGCACUCCCAGCAGCACCCGUCUCUCUCCCACCAGAGUCACACUGGACAGACCUGCCCCUCAACAGGUAUUUCAUCAGACUGGUACCCCAACCUGGACUGGCUGAAGGAGAGCUGCCGCAUUGCUACCAGCUACAACUGGGCUGACGUAGACCUCUCCCCAUUUCAAGGUCUGAAGGAGAGCAUGCGACAGGCCGAGCUCAACAACUGGUCGCUGGACGCCGCCCAGAUGGCCGACCUGUGCUCCUCCAUUAACCAGUUCUUCACAGCCACAGGGGUCAUCCCCCCUCAGGGCGCCACCCACCCACAACCUCAGGUCCAACACCCGACACCACCAGGAGCACCACAGCACCCGGCUCAGCCACAUGGGGCCAUGCACCCAAAGGCUAGCCAGCACAAUCAGCAUGGGCAACACAACCAACAUAACCAACACAUCAGCACGGGGAACAUGUACAUGGACUCCAGACAGAACAUGUCCUCACUGAUGGGCCCACCAGGAUACCCCCACAUGCCUCCGAUGAGCAACACGGCUCCCACCAUGACAGGUCAUCACAGCCAGCUGAGCCAGCAGCAGCAGCAACACACGCUGCCUCCGGGACACUUCCAAGUGAGACGCAUGCUCGCUGCAGACGACAUCCAGGAUGACUUUGACUGGGACUCCAUUGUCUAAACGGAGCCGUCGGUUGAACAGAGGGACGAGAGAGACUGGAGAUGAGAGACAGAGGCGACAUGUGAUGACAGGUGAGGUAUGGAACUGACCAACCUGCUCCUUUCACCAGUGUGAAAAAAAAACAGAAGA